Symsagittifera roscoffensis is the source of this 7171-nucleotide messenger RNA. RefSeq names its product 1-phosphatidylinositol 4,5-bisphosphate phosphodiesterase beta-4-like. The transcript has 32 exons. NCBI's taxonomy places the organism in Eukaryota, Metazoa, Xenacoelomorpha, Acoela, Convolutidae. The record is from RefSeq and is a predicted model, not a curated record. Gene Ontology annotation, molecular function: phosphatidylinositol-4,5-bisphosphate phospholipase C activity; calcium ion binding. Gene Ontology annotation, biological process: release of sequestered calcium ion into cytosol; lipid metabolic process; phosphatidylinositol-mediated signaling. The coding region runs from base 1110 to 6569 and encodes 1819 amino acids.
GAGAGGAGAGGCAGCGGUGAAAUAGAGUGGGUUUUCACAUUAAUUUACACCACUCUCACGUUUUUAAACCAUCUCUUCUCACAGGGUUGACAUUUUGCUGACGGGCUUGAUUUUUUCCUUCCCCUUCUUCCAGUCUGCAAUAAAUUGCAUGUCAAACUGUUGAGCAGCAUUAUAUUAGUAGCUUCCCUUUCUGCUUAAACAGCUUAAGGCGUCCUUCCGUUAUAACCAAUUGCUGGUUAGAAAUAAUCUAGAUGUAUCAUUGAUUAAAGGCUUCAAGUUUUGUUUCUCACUACGGCCAAGUAAUCCGUCGUUUGCAAAAAUGCAGCUCAUCGUCAACUGAAGUGUAUCUGCUCAGACAAGAUAUGCAGAUGUUGAUUAUUGUACGAUAGUUAAAUCAAUUUCAAUCGGAAUAUUUCAAUACUUUUUCUCAGUUAUCUUCUAAAAUUCCUUCUAAUCGUUAAAAUAGAGACUUGAAAAUAUCAAUAAAUAUUGGAAAACUCAAAUUUAUUUCAACAAAAAAUUGUCCCCUGAUAAAUUAAUUUGGUUCAGCUGUGUUGUAUGUUGUACCCAAGUCAACUCUAUUCAGUUUGACUGAUUUUUAAUAUAAUUGUAUUCGAUACUAUUACCAUUCAUUCUCCCGCGCGUAAUUGACUGGAAUUCCACCUUCUGAAUUUCAAAAUGCAUUAUACUCGAUACCGACUGCAUUUCUUGUAUGUUAAUUACCUGGCGCCAGUAUUUAAUUGAUUUCAUUUACGUCACAACCCAUUACAAUUAAAUGAAAAAUCGACAAAAUGAGUAUUUUUCUACUAGUUUAUUUCAAAUAAGUCCCAAUUACGGGGAAAAUUCAAAUACAAGUGCGUAAAAAUUCACGGCCUCGGUCGUUAUUUACCACUAACUAUGCUGAAUUCUUACUUUGCCAACUUUGAUUUGAUUAAACUGCGCUUUUGAGGUGAAAUUUAUCAAAAGAGUUUUGUUACUACCCAUGUGACUAAACUGACAAGAGGCACACACAUCAGAAGUUAAUUGGAAAAUAUAAUUGUUUGUUUCACGCCUCAGUUGGUAUUACGUAAUAAGAAACAAACGAGUUGGUUAGACUGAGUGAUCGAAUUAUGUCACCUGGCGGGACGUGUGAUCAAAAAUCUGGAGGUUGUUGCGAGGAAGUGAUUAAUGUGGACCCACAUAGUAAUUUGCCAAUUGACCCCAAUUGGGUCUCCAAAGUGCCCCAGUUUCUGAUUGAUGGAGUGAGGGCUGAACGAAUAGUUCCUGUCGCAGAGGACUAUGACGUGUUCGACCAGAAUGCAGUGCUGCGAGUGGACCAGUAUGGAUUCUUCCUCAACUGGAAGGGAGACGGUCGGGAGGGUCAAACAAUCGAGACGUGCCAAAUAAGUGAUGUGAGACGUGGCGCCAGAGGUCAAUUCGGAGAACUCCUUCGUGAAAAGUUCAGCGUCUCUCAACAACCCCCUUUAGUUCCAAACUCAUUUUCAUCCCUCCCUGGAGCCCCCAAUAUGUGCAAUAACAACAACUCUUCCGGAAACAGCAAUUCACAAUCUGGAAUGUUGACUAGUCAGAAUAGCAUGUCGGGAAGUGGCAAUUCUGGAACAUCAGGAUCCAUAAAUUCAGGUUACAAUCAGAACGUGAAAGCAGCCCUAGUUAACCCUGUAAUGAGUCAACUAGGAUCCACAGCAGUCGGGUUCCAAUCGGGAGGCGUGGGGUCACAGAAUACACAAGGAGGUCAACAGCAGUCAUCAGUAUAUUUCGAAGAUAGGGUGCUAGUGGUAGUGUGUGGGCUGGACUUUGUGAAUUUGACCUACUGGUACUUUUGUAUGGAUUCCCAACAGACAGUCAUGACUUGGAUCGAAGGACUACGCAAGUGCAUCCACAACAUCAAAGCUAACAACAUCGGACCCAUGACACAAUUAGUCAAACAUUGGAUGAAGUUGCGGCUGAUGGUGAAUGUGAAUGGGAAUAUCCCAGUGAAGAGCAUCACGAAGACAUUUGCGAGUGGGAAGAACGAGAAGGUAGUCGUGGAAAUAAUGGGUGAACUCAAUCUUCCUAAUGGAAAGAACGAUGAGAUCGAGGUGUGUCUUCUGACGUGGGAUAAGUUCUACCAGCUGUACCAUGCACUCUGUCCACGCAACGACAUCAAAGACCUAUUCCAACUACUUUGGCGUGAACAGAAUAGAGGUACUGCGAUGGGACUGCAGGUGCCGAAACUGAUCGAGUUCUUCAACACCACCCAGAGAGACCCCAGACUGAAUGAGAUCCUGUUCCCCUUCUACACAGCUGACAAAGUGAAGGCACUCAUUCAGAGAUAUGAGCCACACUCUCAGUACAAGAAUACAGACGAGCUGUCUGCGGAUGGUCUGAUGUGCUAUCUGAUGUCGGACGAGAAUGCGCCAAUUCAUCAUGACAAACUGGAAGUUUAUCAAGACAUGGACCAGCCAUUAUCACACUACUAUGUCAACUCAUCACACAACACAUACCUCACAGGAAGACAGUUUGGAGGUCGCUCCUCGGUGGAGAUGUACAGACAGGUGUUGUUGGGUGGGUGCAGGUGUGUGGAGUUGGACUGCUGGGACAACAAACUAGCCAAUGAGAUCAUAGUCACACACGGAAAAGCCAUGUGCUCGGAUAUCAACUUCAAGGAUGUGAUCCAAGCCAUAGCUGAGACUGCGUUCGUCACCACUCCAUACCCACUGCUUUUAUCCUUCGAAAAUCAUUGCAGCAAGAAGAAUCAGCUGAAGAUGGCAGAAUACUGUGAACACUUCUUCGGUGACCAUCUCUUAAAGCAGCCACUCCAAGAUCACCCCCUGGAGCCGGGCGUGCAUUUGCCUUCGCCGAAUGGCCUGAAAUACAAAAUCCUAAUCAAGAACAAACGACUGAAGAAGGACGUUGAAGAAAAGCAAUUAGAGGAACUGCAAGUGGGCGCUGAAAUUGAACUCGACGACGCUGAACCAGACGCAGAUGAUGAAAGCAGCUCGGACGGGGAGGAUGAGUUGGAUAUUGAGGACUGUAGUGAGUAUGCGGGUCUGCUGCUAGAUUGCACAGACAACCCAAAUUCCUCAUCCCCCUCCUCGGCCCACCCAGCUCCCUCGCAUCCUCCUCAGCUGGGUGAGCAGAUCACUAACGCUACUAGCGACAGCACUCAGCCAACGACAACGUCGACAACCACGUCUACACCUAGCAACAAUCAAUCUCAUUCCUCGGAAACGCCCACUCCCACUAACGAAACAUUGGAAGAUGUUAUAGUUAUGGCGCAGAUAGCUAAAGUUACCAGUGCGCCGAGAUCGAGAAAAUCGUCACAAAGUAAAGCACUGCAAGCUAACUUGAGUGGAUUAGAAAAUACCAGCGGAGUUAACAUUAAAGAAAACCGGGGAACCAGUGCUUCGUCUCAAACUGUUAAGGCAACAAAGAAGGAAUCAUCGAAUACUAAAGUUGCAACAUCGACUAAUAAAGCGGACAGUCCAAAAAAUCCGAAGGAUAAUUCAGGAGCCACUGAAAAAGUUUCAACUGGUAACAAAAAAGUGUCAAUAGGAGGGAAUUUUGAAAGGAAGGAUUCCGUGAAAAGUAUUGUGAGUGAUUCUUCAGAACAUGCAAUUUCUGGGUCCUCGAAGAGUAAAUCUGGAACUAAGCUCAACAAGGAGCGGGAAUCGUCAGGACUUUCAGGAAAACUCUCAAACUCCAGUGGAGGAUCCGGAUCAUCGGCAGCAUCUGGAGCUCGGAACUUGACUAAAAAACAAAAAGGCGGAUCUUCAGGAGGUAUUUCAGGAAGCUCGAGCAACAAGAGCUUUAGACUGUCGACGUCACUGAGUAAGGAAGGUCAGGAUCCGGGAACUAUUGUGAGAGGAGCGACUGUGUCAAGUGGAAGCACGCCUCAGAACCCUCUAAAUGCGUCAACUAAAAGCUCUUCUUCUGGUGUGAUGAAAGCUUCAGUUAAAUCGACCGCGAAUGUCCAAGAACCACACCCUGAGAGGAAAACAAUUGCAGAGAAGUCAAUUUCGACACUUUCGAAAGACUUUCUUGAAAAGAAGGACAGCUCACCGAUUGGGGUUGUUCCGGGGGGUGCUGCUUCCGGAGUGGUGGACGACACAGUGGUGCAGAACUACCAGUAUGUGAGUGCCACCACCAAUGUACACCCUGUGUUGUCCAGUCUAGUCAAUUACUGCCAUCCUGUCAAAUUCCAACACUUCAAGUCCUCGGAAGCCAAGAACAUCCACUUUCACAUGAGUUCCUUCAACGAAACUGUGGGUCUGCAGCUACUAAAACAAGACGCACAAGAGUUCGUCAACUACAACAAACGCCAGCUAUCUCGGAUCUACCCCAAAGGCGGCCGAGUAGAAUCCAGCAACUACCAACCCCAACUGUUCUGGAAUGUAGGAUGCCAGCUAGUCUCACUAAACUUCCAGACUAAUGACCUAGCCAUGCAGCUGAAUCUGGGCAAGUUUGAGUAUAAUGGGCAGACUGGGUAUCUGUUGAAGCCGGAUUUCUUAAGGAGGUCAGACAGGAGGUUUGACCCGUUUGCAGAAGCGCCUGUGGAUGGCGUGAUAGCAGCUACAUGUUCAGUAACGGUGGUGUCUGGUCAAUUUUUGUCUGACAAGAAGAUAGGCACUUAUGUGGAAGUGGACAUGUUCGGACUCCCAGCCGACACCAUAAGGAAGGAGUUCAAGACGAAGACAGUGCUGGUGAAUGGACUCAACCCCAUAUACACCCAGGUGGCAGGGGGAGACACGUUCGUGUUCAGAAAGAUAGUGCUUCCUGAGUUAGCUGUGCUUCGGUUCGGAGUGUACGACGAGAGUGGUCGUCUGCUGGGACAGCGAGUGUUGCCACUGGAGGGACUGCAGAGUGGCUACAGACACAUCUCCCUCAGGACAGAGGGCAACAUCCCCCUCUCACUGCCCGCCCUAUUCUGCCACAUUGUGCUCAAGACAUACGUCCCCGAAGGAUACUCAGAUUUCGUGGACGCCCUCUCCGAUCCCCAAGCGCAAGCUAGAAUGGCCGCCAUCCAGGCCACAUCUGCGGCAGCUGCAGCAGCCGCCGCUGCCGCCUCUACCUCAUCAAUGCUCUCAUCCCAGCCCCACCUGUCAAGUCUAAACGACACAUCAGAUAUAUCUUCAUACGCACCCUCGGUGUCAUCCGCAACCACAGGAGGGGGCUCUUUUAAUAAUACAUCAGGUCCACUGAACAGAACCCUCAGUCGAUCUGUGUCUAAUAACCCCCACGGACACUAUCCGUCCAUGCCUGGAGCGGGCGCAGUUAUGACUGGCCAGGGCAGUGCGGGCAGUGGUAGUGAGCUGGCAGGAGGAGGGGGGAAAGGACCGGGAGGGGGAUCCACAACACCUGGAGGGGAUAACAGUACAUUUACUGUCUCCCUUGAGUUGCCGAGUGAGGGCGAGAAGGAGGCACUGAAGACGUGCAAAGCAUAUCAGCAGCUGCUAAAGAAACAUGCCAAGGAAGUGGAAGCAUUUGACAGACAACACGCACCACCCAAGCCACAGGGUAGUGCGUCGCGCACUCUCAAGUUGCUAGGGUCGAGUGCGGCUGCCAGAUUCAGUUUCAGGAAGAAGAACAGUGGUGAUAAUACAAGCACAACCACUGCUCAAGACGCCAAAUCUCCUCCAGCUAUUCAUAAAGGUGCCACUGUGAACAAAUCUUCCUCUAGCGACACGGGAGUUGCGGAACACAUCAAAUCAUCAGAUGGAACACAAAAUAAACAGCAAAAACAGAAAGCCAUGAGCACAUCAUCAUCAGAGUCACCUUCACCGCCCAAACUCAAAGAACAUACGGUUACAGGUGAUAGUAGUAGUACUACGCUACAGUCUGUAGACACACAACUGAAGUAUAAUAGAAUUGAACUCCAGCUAACCCACAAGAGGGCAGAGGGAGCAUUGAUGCACGAAUUGCUUCUGAAAUUACACGAGACUCAGAAGAUCAAUAUGGAACUGAACUUCAAACAGCGCCUGAAGGAAGUAUCGCUGAACCAAACAAAGAACUCCAUCGUGGCCACCAAGGCCAUCCAGAAGGACAAGAGCAUCCUGGCGAAAGAGAAGAAGCGACAGGUGAAGGAAGUGAGGGAGAAUGUGGUCAAGAACUGCAUCGUUGAGAGAGAAAAGUUGGAUCAGGAACAGCGGAAAAAGAUGAACCAACUGAAGAAACGGCAGGACGUUGAACUCACUACCCUCGAAAAAGAAAGCAACGCUGAGAUUGACAAACUGUUGCGUCAGCUGGACAAACUCAAAUUCGGAGACAAUCACUCGCCCCCCUCCAACAGCAAACACAGACGUGACUCCUCACACGGGAAGACAUCAGCCUCGUCUCUUGUAUCCACGAACAACAACAGUGGACAAAAUCUACAGUCGCCUCAAAACUCAGCCAACAACUCCACAAGAAACAAACUCUCUUCUUCAUCCAGUAAAGGAUCGGCAUCGUUCAAUGGGACAUCGCCUUCAAAUGCAACACCAUCGCCAAGUGCGGGAUCGAAACCAGGACCUGCAGAGUUUAACCUGAAAUCACUGACGCUGCCGCAGAUUGUGACCACACCUUCUAGUCCGACUAAAAGUGUUUCUCCUUAGACAUAAUUAACACAGUGAGAAAGUUUCAAGAAGGAAGAGAAAAUGAGGGAAAACAACUGGCAUUGUAGACUAUAGAACGUAAAUUGUUUCAAUCAUUAGCGUUUGAAUUUUAAUUGUGAAUAUUUCAGAAAUUGGAAGGAAAAUGUAUUCGAUCUUGAAAACAAAAACAAAUGACAUUAUACUGACAGAGGUGAUACUGAAAACGACGAUUUAAAAUUUUUGCUGCGCAUAAUUAUAUCUGUUUGCGUAGAAUUUCUAAUGAUGUUGCUGCAAGUGCUGUUUCUAUUUAACUUUCGUGCUCAUUUCAAGUAAAUAGUUCGUUAUUUAGGAAGACUUCCUUCUAGCGUUAAUUUGUAAAUAUAAUUUUGUCUUUAAUGGCAGUUAAUUAAAUGUUUGUGUUUUUGGUAGCACAGUAUCCUGAAAAUGCAGUAUAAUGUUUUGCAGCAAUUGUUUUUGAUUUUGGAAAUUAAUUUAUUUAGUUUAGAAGCGAUCCUGUUGAUGUCUCAGCUAUAUCUAUUACUUUCAUUGAAUAUCCUAAUAAAUGUUGCAAUACGAUGAAUUUAAUUAUCAAGCUAUUUUUGUAUUUGCAUGUUUUUUAUUCA